AUGGAGAAAGAGCAGAGAAAGCCCUAGGAGACAUUGAAUACGAAAUCGCAAUUUGCAGAAAUCAAGUCAGAACCGAGAAAGCCCAUGGAGGCACUCCACCGUAUAUCUCUUCGUCUCCUUCCUAUAUCACUAGCCGAAAGGUGCCUCCUAACUGCUUCAACGACCACGACAUUGCCCCCUGCUCGAAUAUCACUAUUCAAGGCUCGUAAUUCACUGUUCAAUGGGAACCUCACUGCCUCAAAAUCUUUCAGCUCGGGAUCUCCUAGUGGGGUGGCCAAAGCAGGAUGGUUUCUGGGUCUUGGAGAUGAUAAAAAAAUGAGCUUGCCUGACAUUGUCAAAGCCGGCGAUCCGGUUCUGCAUGAACCUGCCCAAGCAGUUAAUCCUAACGAAAUAAGCUCGGAGAGGAUUCAGAAGAUUAUCGAUGAUAUGAUAAAGGUCAUGAGAAAGGCUCCCGGGGUUGGCCUUGCUGCUCCACAGAUUGGAAUUCCCUUGAGGAUAAUUGUUUUGGAGGAUACAAAAGAAUAUAUUAGUUUUGCUCCAAAGGAAGAGAUAAAAGCUCAAGAUAGGCGACCCUUUGAUCUUUUGGCUAUCAUAAAUCCAAAGCUAGAGAAGAGAAGCAACAGGACUGCCCUAUUUUUUGAAGGGUGCUUGAGUGUCGAGGGAUUCAGAGCUGUGGUGGAGCGAUACCUUGAUGUUGAGGUUACAGGCCUGGAUCGUAAUGGUGAACUCAUCAAAAUAAAUGCUUCUGGUUGGCAGGCUCGAAUAUUACAGCAUGAGUGUGAUCAUCUUGACGGAAUCCUCUAUGUCGAUAAAAUGGUACCCAGAACUUUUAGAACGGUAGAAAACUUGGGCUUACCUCUGGCCCAGGGCUGCCCCAAACUUGGACCCCACUGACCCCUGGUUUUGAUGCUGCUGCUGCAUUUACUAGAUUAUCAAUGCAUUUUUCUUAUGCAUGUUAGUGAGGAUUUUAAAUUAUGUGGGUCUAAACUGGAGCCUGUCAUCUAGAUGAUUGAAUGUUGUCUCAAUUAAUUUGAGCAUAUGGGGAAAGCCAAUAAGUUUUGUUGUAUUAUGUUCCUAUAGCGACUUUUUUUUCUCCAUAAUGUUAUCUUUUCCAAUCAAAUUCACUUUA
Prosopis cineraria is the source of this 1129-nucleotide messenger RNA. Its product is annotated as peptide deformylase 1A, chloroplastic/mitochondrial. Bases 85 to 894 code for a protein of 269 amino acids. Gene Ontology annotation, molecular function: peptide deformylase activity. The transcript has 4 exons. NCBI's taxonomy places the organism in Eukaryota, Viridiplantae, Streptophyta, Magnoliopsida, Fabales, Fabaceae. Gene Ontology annotation, biological process: peptidyl-methionine modification; N-terminal protein amino acid modification. The record is from RefSeq and is a predicted model, not a curated record. Gene Ontology annotation, cellular component: mitochondrion; chloroplast.